ACCAUCCUCACGCAGUUGACAGCCAGAGAGAACAAAGAGAGACAAGAGAGAGAAGAAAAAGGGAGGGAGGGAUCAAGAUUUGGGGUGUUCUUACAUCCAAAAAACGUUUCUUGAUUCUCUCCUCCUCGAAACCUUUCCAUCUUCAUUCAAUUUGACCCUUUUUAAUUUGUUCUUGAAAAGAUCUUUCCUUUGUCUGCCAACAUGCUUCCCGCAGGGGCAGCAUUGAGGAUCUCCAUUGAGGAAAAGUUCGGAACUCUCUCCUAUUUCUUCAUCUACACCGUCCUCGAAUGGCUGGUGAUCGUCUUGCUCUUUUUGGACGGCCUCCUCGCCUUCCUCUGCAACGAAAUCACUCAAUGGUUCGAGCUCAAAACUCCGUGCUUGCUCUGCACCAGGCUUGAUCAUCUCCUUGUGCAGAGGAGCUCCAGUUACUACUACAAUGAAUCCUUUUGUGAGGUUCACAAGAUGAAUAUCUCCGCCCUCGCCUACUGCCACGUGCACAAGCGCCUUUCUGACAUCCGCAGCAUGUGCCAGGGAUGCCUUCUCUCAUCCGAGAAGGAUUCUGGUUGCGAUAGGCGAAGGCCCCUUGUUGUGGAUGAGGGGAAUGUGCAGCUGAGACAAUUGAGGAAAUAUGAGAAGGAGAUUGUGGCUAAUGAGAAGGUUGGGAUUUUGAGGUGCUCUUGCUGUGGGGAGCCUAUAAAGUUGAAGUCCCCGUUGAGAUACAAGGCGUGUUUGUCCAUGGCUGCCCCUUCAUCCCCUCGUACAGCCUGGUUCUCGACCGGGAAUGGUGAUGGUGGCAGCGUUGAUGCGUACACAGAGCUUAAAUUGAUUGCAGAUUCUAGAUCAGAGCUCCAUGGUGAUGAAUAUGGUAAAGAGGGCUUGGUGAAUAAUAUGUUUGGUGAUGAACCAAAAACUCCACAUUUCACAGAUAGAAACAGAUUCUUUGGAGUCGCAUUAUCAGAUGGUGCAGUCCCAGCGAGUCCUCGGAGAUUAGACUUUGUCAUGGAGCCGAUCAAAGAGGGCGAGAGCGAGGCCGAACUUGUGGCCCGUCUCAAGAGACAGGUGACUCUCGACCGGAGGUCCAUGAUGGCCUUGUACAUGGAGUUGGACGAGGAGAGAAGUGCCUCCGCUGUGGCAGCCAACAACGCGAUGGCAAUGAUCACACGCCUGCAGGAGGAGAAGGCGGCGGUGCAGAUGGAGGCAUUGCAGUACAAGAGGAUGAUGGAGGAGCAGGCGGUGUACGACCAGGAGGCGAUGCAGAGGAUGAAGAGCAUGUUGGUCAAGAGGGAGGAGGCGAUUAAGGUCAUGGGGUACGAGCUCGAGGAGCAUGGGGAGAGGUACACUGCCGAAGGGAGUGUCGACCUGUCUCAGGUUGUGAACUCGUGUGCCAAAGUGAGCAACGAUACGAAUCAAGACAUUGUAAACUCGCGGGGCGAAGGGAGAGAUGACGCGCGUGAGGUGGUUCAUGACGAGGAUCAUCAAGACAACAUUGUGAACUCGCGGGACAAAGGGAGUGAUGAUGCGCGUGAGGUGGGUCGUGAUGAAGAUAAUCAAGACGACAUUGUGAACUCGCAGGACGAAGAGAGUGAUGAUGCACGCGAGGUGGUUCAGGAUGAGAAUCAUCAAGACAUUGUGAACUCACAGAGCGAAGACAGUGAUGCUCAACGCGAGGCAAGUCAUGAUGAGAAUCAUCAAGACAUUGUGAACUCACAGAGCGAAGACAGUGAUGCUCAACGUGAGGCAAGUCAUGAUGAGAAUCAUCAAGACAUUGUGGACUCGCAGGGCGAAGGGAGUGAUGUUCCGUGCAAGGUGGGUCGUGAUGAGAAUCAUCAAGAGAUUGUGAACUUACCGGUCGUGUCACCACGGGUUGAGGAGGAACGUAAGAUCCAAGACGAACUAGCUGCACUGAACUACGAGGGGGAGAUGUGUCAUAUCCUGUGUCAGCUGGCGGAGUUGGAGGAGAGGUUGUACUCUGCAGAUGAUGCCGAGCUCGAGGUCCUUGCGAAAGAAGUGAGAUUGGUGAAGGGAAGGCUGAGAGCAGUGGAAGCAGAGAGUGUGUUGUUGAAGCAUGUUGCCAUGAGUGUGCAGAAAAGGGGAGUUUUGAGUGAGAUAGCUCAACAUCUAAGACAACUUAGGCAAUAAACAUGAUGUGUGGUUAGGUUUAUGUAGAUUCUUUCAAGUGAUAUGAGGAAUCACAUGAAGUAGAAAUUGGGUUAGAAAGUUUUAGAGGUGUGAUGGAUACUAUUAUUUUGUAUUUCAUCUUUCAACUCAUGAGACAAUGUGAAGUUUGUCUCUUUCUUGGU
Molecule: messenger RNA, 2300 nt
Organism: Salvia splendens (bonfire salvia)
Lineage: Eukaryota; Viridiplantae; Streptophyta; Magnoliopsida; Lamiales; Lamiaceae
Product: probable myosin-binding protein 5
Exons: 2
Coding region: 202-2139 (645 amino acids)
Molecular function (GO): myosin binding
Source: RefSeq, a predicted model, not a curated record